This is a messenger RNA of Impatiens glandulifera, 2784 nucleotides long. RefSeq lists its product as uncharacterized. The transcript has 2 exons. Gene Ontology annotation, molecular function: alkylated DNA binding; DNA-7-methylguanine glycosylase activity; DNA-3-methyladenine glycosylase activity. The record is from RefSeq and is a predicted model, not a curated record. Bases 16 to 1314 code for a protein of 432 amino acids. NCBI's taxonomy places the organism in Eukaryota, Viridiplantae, Streptophyta, Magnoliopsida, Ericales, Balsaminaceae. Gene Ontology annotation, cellular component: protein-DNA complex; nucleus. Gene Ontology annotation, biological process: DNA alkylation repair; base-excision repair; base-excision repair, AP site formation.
AAAUUUAGACCAAAUAUGUCCCAAUGGCGUUUGGUUCGUAAAGUUACCAAAAUACCUAGCCGCGUUUCCUUUCUCUCUCUCACAAGCAUCACUCUCUUCGUCAAUUCGCAUUCAUCCUCCAUGGGCGAGCAAAACCAUACACUACAAACCCAAACCCACACCAAGAUUCAGUUCCAAUCUCACCAUCAACCCAAUUCCAAGACGCAGCAGCCGACGAUCGAUUCAAAUGAAGAAGACCCACUUGAUCUAUCCAACAACACUUCAUCCAAAAUCCCUGUUCGACCUAACAAGCUAAGAAAGUUAACAUCUUCCGAUGACAUUGCGGAAACCAAAUCUUCAUCUCACCUUGCAGAUGCCGAUGCCGAUUCCUCAAACAUCGUCGUGGCGGUUGAGAAUGGCGCUCCUUCCGUCUCCGCGAAUGGAAAGAGCAGACGGAGAAACCAGUCGUUAUCGGCUAGGGCACAGCCGAGCAUCAUACGACCUUUGUCAGCGGAUGGUGAGAUCGAAAGGGCUAUUGUUCAUCUUCGCGCUGCUGAUCCCCUUCUCGUGGAGUUAAUAGAUUCUCUUCCUCGACCCGCAUUCGACUCCCGCCUUCCUCCGUUUCUCGCUUUAACCAAAAGCAUUCUUUAUCAACAACUCGCGUAUAGAGCCGGCAAUUCGGUUUAUUCCCGUUUUAUCGAGUUAUGUGGAGGCGAGGACGGCGUCCAUCCUAACGCAGUUCUCUCGAUCUCGACUCAACUUCUCCGGCAAAUAGGAGUUUCCGGUAGAAAAGCUGUUUAUCUAUACGACUUGGCUAACAAGUACAAUACUGGGAUUUUGUCCGACCAGUCCAUAAUUGGGAUGGAUGAUAAGUCUCUUACGACCAUGCUUUCAAUGGUGAAGGGAAUUGGGUCCUGGUCUGUUCAUAUGUUCAUGGUUUUUUCUCUCCACAGACCUGAUGUCUUGCCCGUCAGUGAUACAGCUAUUCGGAAGGGGGUACAGAUGCUAUAUGGGCUUGUGGAUCUGCCAAGACCGUCUCAAAUUGAGCAACUAUGUGAGAAAUGGAGACCCUUUAGGUCUGUUGGUUCUUGGUACAUGUGGAGACUAGUUGAAGGGAAGGGAAAUGCUCACGCUGGAGGUCCUGCAGUUUUAGAAGCUGCUGUUCCUUUGCAGCAACAAAUGGUGCAGCAAGAGACGCUGCAACAACAGCAGCAACAUCAAUUGCAGCUUUUGGAACCUAUUCCUGGAAAUACAAGUCUCGGGUUAGGUAGUUCGGGCGGUGGUGGUGCUUCAAAAUUUGAUUUAUCUUUUCUUGUUCAUCUGAGACGUCCUUAAUAUAUCAGAUCGAGCAUCAGAGUUGCCCAAUCAAAGAGCAGUAAAAAUAUCAGCAUAUUAAACAUUUGAAUUCAGCAAUGAUUCCUAAUACUUGUGAAAUUGAUAUACAUAGAAAGGAAUUUAUUGGGAUAAUAUAUGAAUAAAUUUGUCAAACUUUCUUCUUUGUGUUUAGAAUAUGCAUAAUUUUAAUAGUGUUUUUGGUUAUUUUGUCCCUUGUCAAAAUUUAUCAGCUUAUUUAUACAUUUUGCCAAAUUCUAGAAGGCCUUUUCCCCUUUAUUUCAAUAAUUAGAAACCAAAUAUUUCUCAUUGAAAACUAACAUUUUAGUAGGCAAGAAACGACAAGGCAAAGUUCUUGUCUACAUGUUGAAACUUCUCAUUUACUGCAAUUCUUUUAGAACUGCAUCAAUUCUGGGGACCAUGAAUGUGUCUUUUGUUUUGACCAUUAUUUCCAUUUUAGAUACGGAAAAAUGUCUGUUAGCCAUCAGAAAUUUGUUUACAAUCUGUCUGAAUGAAGUAACUAGUCAUGGUAGUUUUCGAAAAAAGGCUAAUUUCUCAUGUUUGCAAAAUUAAUGGAACCAAGCUGAGUGCCAAUAUUCAUUCUCUUAUUUGGUUAUUUCUGUGAUGUAUUUUUAAAUUGAAAAAAUGAAAAAGUGUUUCUUAAACUUAAAAUAUGAUUUAACCCCUUCUUAGGAUUUGAGUUAUACAAAGUAGCAGGUUAAUACAUACAUAUAGGUAAUAUAUCUGUGUUACAUCUGAUAUUUUCCCCGUAAUUUUCCCUCGAUUAUUGUAGGUAUGGGUCAUGAACAUUGUAUGCCAAAGUGGGUUUUAACUGACCAUGGUCUUCACAGGGCAGACCUAGAGCUUGUUUGAUGUAGGUUUUUUAUUUUUAUUUUUAAACAAUCCGAUUUUUUUGGAAAAUUUAUUGUUCGAUGAAGAAAUACAAAAGUUAUAUUUGUAUUUUAUAUUUUUAAAUUUUAUAAAAAAUAAAGGGUAUAUUUAGUAAUUUAGUUGUUUUAAACGAUGAAGUGAUUGAUAACGGGUUAAGGGGAUAUUCAUCGAGAAAGACCAUAGUUUAAAGGUCUUUAAAGUUGUACAUUACUUCUUCAUCUGGUAGAAGACUAGAACAGAUUGAUUAACAAAUCUUCUACUGGCACCAAAAGCUUCUUCAUAAUCUUAUUAUUCCCCCUAAAAUGUUUGUUUCCCAUGUUCACCUUUAGCAAAUGCCCAAAUUAGUGAGAAUUAUAACCCCAUAUAAUUAGUUAUGAGGUUAUGAUGAUGGUACCUUUGUUUUGUUUAAAUGUCUUACUAACAAUUAUAAAAGUAAAGGGCUAUGAGAUUAUUUCGGUCUUAUUCUUGUUGAUGGUUGUCAGAAGUAUUCCAUUUAAAUAAAUUGUUAUCCAAAACGAUAAGCAGCAGCGCCUGAUGAGAGGAUUGAUUGGUUGGUUGUAGAACUAAUGUUUUGUAAACAAA